AAUCAGGCAAUGACAACAAAUACGAUUCCACAGUAUCAUGUUUUGCAGUGAAUGAAAUGUACACAAUCAAGGGAUAAAAGUGAUACGAUUUUAGACUCCAAGUGAUUAAUCAAUUAAAACCAUAAACAUCAAUUAGGAUAGUGUAGUGCAAUUGUUAAUAAUGGAGCGUCUGAUGGCAGUGACAACAUUCCAAAAAGCGAUUGAUUCGCUCAAAACAACGGAAUGCAGUCAAAAGGAGAAACUAGCAUUGUUUACGCAAAUCUCGGAUUGUAUACAAUCGCCAGCCCUACGUGGAAAUGUAAAUUAUUUGAGUUUUAUUAGCAAUGCCGUUUCCAUUUUGUUAAUGUUUUGUGAAGACAUCGACUCGGUUGUUCGUAUGAGUGCUGAAGAAAAUCUAAAUCGAAUCAUUCGAUUUUCAACGCCAUCAAAUGUUAUUCGAAUCCAAUACGAUCUCUUCCAAGAGAUAAAACGCAAUGGCAACGACCGGUCGCUACGGAUUGCUUUAAAUCUCUUUGGCCAUUACGCCCACAUGAUAAAACAGCGUAAAGUGAAACCGUAUGCUCUCAAUCUGCUGCCGUGCAUUCUGUCCAUUUCACAGCGAAAAGAACAACAGCUCAUCGAAACCUUAUCGCAUUUUCUGGAGAAAUUCUGCACAUAUUUUCAAAUCAGUCUCACCGAAAGUGAAGUUUCAAAUUUGAUUGAGUUCUUCCUAAAGGAUGCUAUCAGUUCCGAGUGUGCAGUGAAACGGCGGUGCUCAGCAUCAAAUGUUAUGACACUGAUCGAACAUGCUAGACGACCGGAAGUUAUGUCGAAACAUGCCUUAACACUAUGUCUCGAUAAUCUUGUGAAAGACUUUACAUUGAACAAAAUUGUGGGUGCACUGGGUCUAUUUCGUGUUUUAUUGCCGAAAAUUUUAUCAUUCGAUUCGCUCGAACUAUGUGUCGUUCACAAGUUAAUUGAAAUCUAUGAGAUUUGCUUGCAUUUGCUAGGUGACAGUAACCACACAAUCAUAAAUGCGUCGUUGGAAUGUCUUUGUGUCAUUCUGAAUAAUUUGAAACCGCAAUUGUCGAAUUUGCUCAUUAACGAUAAAUUGAUCCACAUGGAAGUGUUGAGUAAGAAACGUUCGUUGAAAAAUCAAAUUUUUCGUCGGAAACUGUCUGCAUCGUCAUUGGAAAUGUCAAAAAAUCAAUUAGCUUCGCCCGGAAAUCCAUUGAGAUUAAAGAAAUCAGACGUGGAUGUGCUAUCGAGCACGGUGAAGGAGCUGGAUUAUAGUGAAUCAGAUGCAUCGAAUGUUUUGGACUAUGUGACUGCACACAAUGCAUCACUGGAUGACAAGGGCCUACUCACCGGUAGUGACAUAGAGCUAGAUUCUUUGCGUCUGAAUGACUUUGAGCUGUGCCAAAGCAACGAAUCACUUGUACAAUUGUCGGAGACGAAUUCACCGGCCAUCAAGAAAACGGCACAAGAUACCCAUCCGCUGAAGAGUCAAAAGUCGACCGAUUCAAUUGGAUCGUUUUUGAAUACACUGAUGCAUCCGAAUACAGAAUCGGUAACGAAAUUCUUCCGGGUUGGUUCACUUGGCCAACAGUCCGAUACACCAGAUUCAUGUUUGGACGACGAUUUAAAUCAAACCGACACAAAUAUGUCCGAAAUGUCAGACGGUAGCAUGUUGUCAUUGAACUCGUGUGCAUUGGGCACAUUUGAUAUGCUCAACAAAACUGAUGACUCAAUACCCGAAAUUGAAAUACUGAACGAUCAAGAAAUAGCCACAAUUCGACUUGAAGCCGAUGAAGUAAAUCAAGAGAAAAUCGAUGAAGUGGAUCAAACGGUGGACGCUUCUUCGGCUACUCAUUUCGAAACCAUUGACCGUGAAAUACUUAUUGGCAACAUUGCGAAUCAACCGUUAAUCUACUACACGGUACGUUUGAUUGCAUCGAAAUUUCUACUGAUCGGAGUACCGUAUAAGCUAAUUGACGACUGUGAUGUUCGAGUGUCGAUAAAAAACUUGUCUCUGGCUGUAAUUUGUCAUUGCAUCGCAUUAUGUCCACAAACACUGUUGCUUUCACUUCAGUACAGUGGACCGGAUUUAACAUUUGAACAUGACUCUGAUAGUGAAUCGGAAUGCUCAGAUAAGGAGUCACCAUCGAAAACAAAACCAAACAAUGAACCAGCGGAUCAAUUGAAUAUCAAGGAUGACCAUUUCGGAGAGAAUAGCAAAGUGCCAAACACAUAUUUUGACUUCUUCUUUCCGCUUAGUAAAAGUGCCGAUAAUGUGCUUCUAUCGCGACUCAACUCGGAUAACAUUGGCGGAGAAAAUGUAAGACGGACACAGAAGCUAAUCGGUGACCUGUCGGAUUUGCUAUCAAAAUCCGACAUUUUGGAUUCAAAGCCGUCAUACAGAGACUUUGAUGUGACGGCAGACACAAGCUCAAAUUUAAAUGACAAAUCCCUAAGCAACCAAGCACUCAUUCAAUCAAUAACUGAUGGAUCACUGCAAUUCAUUGAAGACGUUCUACUCUAUUGGAACCAUACCGAUCCCGUUCUCAGAGCCAACAUACAAUUAUUGACCGGGAAUUUUCUGUUCAAUGUUCUGAACGAAUGUGAUUCGAUCGCCAAUUUUAUAGAGCGGCUUGAAAUCGCUUCCACAUAUCGAUUUUUGAAUUUCAACGUUUUGUUUCACAUUAUAAUCAAGGGCCUUUCUGAUGAAAUUCAUACCGUUGUCAAACAAUCGCUGGUUUCAUUAGAGAAAAUACUAUCAACUUUAUUGGAUCAUCGAUCGUCUUGGUUUUAUGAAGGUGACCAUUGCUUGCAGCCUAUUGUCACUUGCACCGAAGAUCUUCCGAUCGGAUACAGUAGGGUCACAUCAGCUAUUUCACUUUUGGAAGAAAUUCUCGAUAAACUUCCGCUUGUCUUUGAAAAUAAAUACUGGGUUAUUCAAAAUAAGUGUUGUCACUUUGUGGCAACCAUUAACUACGAUGCUCUUGGAGACAUCUUCGGACAAGUCAAGGGUCAGGUGUAUAAGAAUCGAUUUGUAUCACACAUGUAUGCAAUGCUAGGAGAUUCUGAUGCACGCAUUCGCAAUGAGGCAGCUGCUGCCAUCUUUGAGUUUAACACAUUACAAUCGAUGCGAAAAAGCAAUAUAGCACACAAAUAUUCGGAAAAUUAUCUAACAAUUGAAUUCGUUGCUGAUACACUUUGGGACGAAGUACCAAUUUCAUUGGACAAUCCUUAUGGUAUUUUGGCUGGAUUUCAACCAAGACUGUGUGGUGAAGGAACUGACAGCCGGCGAGUGAAAAGGGUUUUAGGGAAACACUUGUUUGAUUUGACCAACAUGUUAUUCGAUUUGAAAUCAAGCGAACAAUUGCUUGGCGCAACGAAAUGCUUACUCAACACCAUCAAUUCGUUUAGUCCCAUUCAAUUUGUGGACGCUUGGUCGGAAUACAAUAUUUUGGAUGUUUGUGUGGAGCUUCUUAUUUCAAAUUAUACAACCGGAACAGAUUUAUCAUGUCAAUAUGAUUUGCUUACCAUUUCGGCUAAUUUGCUAGCAGCUAUGGCGUUGAAAAAGCGGCCUGACCCGAAUAAUCAGAGAAAACUAGUUACUUCCGCCUUGCUGGGUCAUGUCAUGAAACUGUUGAGCAUUUAUCAUAAUGUUUUGAUCAACAAGCGGCCAGUUUUCAUUCCAAAAGGACAAAAGGCUGAUCUAUUCGUAAAUAGUAGAGAGCUGCAAUUGCUUAACAGCUAUGGAUACUUUGGCAACGAUUAUUUUUACUUGAAAAUUUACAAAAUUUUGCGAAUUAUUCACGAAAAUUACAAGAUCACAAUAAACGAAGAAAUCGAUUUGAAACUAUUUUCGCUGCUGAGAGUAUGUCUUCGGACGAUGGCAUUGCUGAUUGAAAUCAUGGAACCACUUCCGAGUGCCGAAUCAACAAUAUUUUUUGAUGAAAUUUUAGUUUACAUUAAAACGUUUCUCAUUUACGAACCGAAAUUGUCAGUGGUGUGCAUAAAGCAUUUGAUUCGGAACAUGUUUUUGAUAAACUACCCAAAUUGGAAAAUGGAUGAGAAUCUGUUUGAUUUUGAUCGAGUGCAAAACAUGACACCGCUAAAAGUAUUCGAAUACCUGGAUAAGAUCCGAUGCCAAUCUCCAGUGCCACAAAAAAUCAGUGUUGAAACAACACCCAUUCACACUGGAUCCAAGCUGAUCAAUUUUCUGGCGUCAACAUCGACACCAGAAAAAAACAAAGCCAAUCCCGAACAUCGAAAUAUUAAACUAUUUGAGCCGAUUGUGAUACAAUGCUUGAAGCUAUUUACAAAGUCUGAUUCAGAGAUGCAAUCGUAUGUUUUAGAUAUGUUAUGCCAAGUGCUGCAGUUAAAAGUUAAUUAUUGUCUCUUGGAUGCAAACAAUAUUUUUAUGGAAUUUAUUCUAAAAUUGAUUGAGUCAAUUGAGACGGGAAUUAUUAGGAAUAGCCACAUUCUAACGCCGAAAAUUGUCAAGUUUCUCUUUUAUCUGGCGAAACAAAAGGAAAAACCUCAAAUGUCAAUUCCGAAGAUUAUCAACAUCACCGAUAAUUUGCUGGCAAAUAGCAUUACGAAAAAUGGUUCUGUUGAAGCGCUAUAUCAACUGGCAUAUGAAAUUUACUUCCCACGUCACAUUGACAAUGGGCCAAUUGAGAACAGUCAACAAAAUUCGAAGGAGUUAAAUACACAGAAGGAAGUUGUAUUCAGUAUGUUGUUGAAAUUCAUCGAUUCUUUGAAGGUGAAAAAAAUGAUUUGCAUGAUUUUAAUGAAAGAAACGAACGUUUCAAAGGAAAUUCAUGUCGAGCUGGCUGAAUGUUUACUGCACACGUUAAGUGAUUUAAAGCCACUUGUGACAACAUUGGAUGAUUAUCAUUUAAUUGGUCGAAUGUGCGAUCAAAUUCGUCCACACUUGAUUGAUGAUAAAGUAAAUAUGCGUCGGCUUGUCUCUCGACUUCAAAAACGAAGCGACUUGAUAUUCGAUGAUGUGGCAGUGAAAACGAUCAUUUUGGAGAGCAUCUCUAACGUUUCCGAUGAAAAUCUGGUUUUGGAAUGUGUUUCAACUAUAACUGAAGGAACUACUGUUGACAAUUUGACGGAAAGUAUUCAAAGUGAUUUGAUUUCGUGUAUUAACUACACCGGACUCGAAUACAAUCUCCUCUUCGACGGUGAUCCAGCAAAAAUGAUGGAAUAUUUGCAAAUAUUCGGAAUAUAUUUGAAUGCAGCCACACAAGUCUUGUUGAAUUUCCAAAAAUUUGCAACGAAUUUUAGAAACCACUUCGAAGCAAAUUCAAAAUUUAUCGAAACGGUGCUGGAUUUUCUGAAGAAUUUGUCAAAUAUAACCAUUUCCCAGAACACGGCAAUGCGAACGAAUUGGUGCAUCAUUAAAACAGACCUUACACACAAGUUGUUCUCUUUUACCUUCGACCUGUAUAAAACAUCAUUCGUGGUGGAUGUAAUGAAAAAGGCCCAAGAAAAUGAUAAAAGAGUUAAAACAUUGUAUGAUCGAUGUGGCACAUUGAAAUUGAUAGAAUUGCUUGCUUCAAAACGACUCGACAAUGCCAGCACUGAAUUUCUCCUGAGCCACUAUUUCGUGGAAUUUCUGUUCAUUAGUCGGGAAUUUUUAACGACUGUAGCUAAAAAUGAAGAAUUUGUGGAGUUCGUAUUAAACAAAUUGUGCAGUUUACUUCAAAUGGAUACAUCGCAAACGGAUCCUCUUUUCCUAUUCCUUGAUGUGAUUGAGACCACGAAUAAGAAGAGCACAUUAUCCAUUGUCAAAAUUCUAUUGGAAACACCGACCAUUUACCAACGAGAAUCGUCGAUAUCACGGCGUUCGUUUUCAAUUUUGAAAGAAAAACUCGGAGAGCUCGACGGUACGGCUGGGUCACAAACAGAACUGGUAGCUUCUCUCAGCAGAUUCAAAUCGAACUUCCAACACCAUGAAAUGUUUGGUUUCGUUGCAAAACCAAUUGAAGAUAUUAUUGCGGAAAAUCUAGAGAAAGUGCCGGCAUUAACUGAAAUUAGUGCCAAUAUUUUGAUAAAUGAAGACUGGUUCCAUGCAAAGGCUGUCGAUGUGAUCAAAUCGAAUAUAAACAAGCGUCGAAUUUAUCAAAUUCUAUCGGAGGUGAAAUUGGAGCAAAAGUUGAACAAAAUAUUUGAAGAAGCACAUGAUGGUUUCGAUUUAAACCUACUCCCAACAGUCAUCCAGUGCUCGUUUGAAACAAUGAUGGCAAAGUUCAAGCAUGACUGUUUCCAACACAAUGCACACAUGAACUACCUAAAACCGUUGCCGGUUUUGAAACAGUCACUAAACAUAUUGUCCACUAAAAUGGACGCCAUCUUCGUGAAACACGAACAAAACAGUGAAAAUCCUGAUAAUGCCAAUCAAAGUGUUACUUCCACUCAUGAAACCAAUGAGCUGAAACAAAUAAUGUUAUCCGUUUCUGUGCUGCUUGAAUGUAUAAUCGAACUGCAGCAUCAAUGCAUGAUUUACGUGGAAGUAUCGUUCAUUAAUCGAUUUUUCACGGAGCAGAUAUUUCGUGUGUUGGGUCUACAACGACUCGUGCAAUUUACAUGGAUUUGCUUGAAUGUCAUCGAAAGUGAUGCUAGCGUGGAAUAUUUAACGGUUGCUUGUGCAUGUCUCACCCAUAUAUUGAGAACGCAAGCCAUUUUCAACGAAUCAAAUAACUUCUUUAUCACCGAUGAGAGCCACACAUUCUUCAAUCGGCUUCUUGUCGCUUUGUACGAAAUCGUCCGAAAAAAUCUAGCGAACAAAUCAAUGCUGGAGAAGUGUCAAUUGAAAGCGAUAUUCAGCGAACAAAAUCACACCGAUAAAAUUGAUACGGCUGUAGAGCUAUCUUAUGCCAAGGCCGUAUUUUUGGGUAUAUUUGUUGAAUCAUGCUACAACAAGAGUGAUUCGGCAGAGACAAAAAUAACACCAGAUUCAAACCAUUUGAAUUCCUUCAGAGAAACCGUUUUAUCACUGAUCAUUUCUACACUACGCAGUGAUUCGUUUUAUUUCUUUGCCAUAACUCCGCGAGAAAUCAUCAAUUCGUUUGAGUGGCAAAAUAAAUCGCCAAAUAAAAUCAUUACAUUUCAAUCCGUUCCGAUUGACUGCUUGAAUGAAAUUGAAAUUGUGGAGAAAUUUCUGAGGAGGAUAAACAUUUUCGGUUUUCCAUCGCGUCAUCAUUUUGAAGAAUUCUUCAUGUCGCUGCUUCUAUUGAUAAAUAAAGAGAACGAUGAAAACGUCGUUGACGCACAAGAAGAAUAUCAAAUCAAGAGCUUGUGUCUAUCGGCUUUGCUCGAAUUGUUACUCUCAUGUAAAAUGUAUCCCAACAUCGGAGAUCGGCAGAAUGGCAUGUUCCAUCAUGUUCCUCGAUUGCAACGCCUCAUAGCUGAUUCGAUUAGUGUCCGAAAAUUGCAUGGAAUUCAAAAUGAACUAAUGAAUUCACCAUCCGUAUUUUAUAUACCGAAUUUGGAGCGAUGCAAUCAGCAAACGAAUAAUAUAAUUGGAACGAAGGAAUUCCUUUCGCAUCAAUACGAACUGAAUGUGAUAUGGCAUAUAAUUGAGGGUCAAGCAUCCGUAUCGAGGAGCAUUAAUGUGGAGCUGAAAAAUAUGAAACAUUUCCUGGAAGCAUCAGCCAUCGACUAUAACAGCAGCAUACAAUUGACAUUCGAUGUUCUCACACAACUUCUUGAGGUGAAUAGUGUCCAAAUUCUGCCACAUGUCCUGAAAUUUUCGGAGCUUUGUGAAAAUCGCGAUCAAUUCCACUGGAUCCAAAACACAAUGAACAAGUUAUACGAAUCGAUACCAAAAGAAAAUGCUGUUGCCCAUGAGAAAAUCAUCUAUUGCUUAUGUAAAUCGUACGCUGUUUUGAUUCCAUCGGUACAUGAUGUGAAUCAUUUGUGUGUCGUUCUGGGCAACUAUUUGAAAAGUUCACAUCUAUUUGUUCGUGUAGCUGCGCUGAAAGGAUUACUAUUAUUGUUCGAGUCUUGUAUUAAGAGCAAUACCACAAUUGGCAGCUUGGGUGAAGAGAUUUUGCUACUGCGAACGUUUAUCAUCAAUUACAUCACGCGUCAUGGAAUCAUCGAGGAAAGCUCACUCUCCUUUAGCAAUGAGCACACUGUACUCGUUUGGACGCUCAAUUUUUACGUAAUCGAAUCAACAUCAAAAUUCGUCCCUGAUUGUGAUAUGAUGACCAACACAAUUAUAUCAGCUAAUAAUGUUCUGAAAAGAACGACCAGCUUCACACUAUUCUCAUGCAUCAUUUAUGGCUUGGAACGAGUGAUAAUCUCCAACACAAUCACGAGGUAUUACCACGAGAAAAUUGAGAGACUAGCACUUGAAUUGGUUAAAUUGGAGAAUGAACAAUUUUCAUUGUUGGCAUUAAAAUUGCUUGUGACUUGUAUGUACAUAGGAUCCAAUGAGCAGCUUGAAAACACAGAGCGAUGCAAUGGGAUUGUACAAGAUGAACCGGAAGUAAUCAUGCAGACAACGGAGAAAAUAGAAAUUCUCUUUCAACGUAUCAAAUUGGCCACACGACCCGCUGCCCAUAUUUACGGGAAUGUGUUAUGCCAACUGACUCAUGAUUUGGUACCGCCAAAAGAGCUCCUAACGAAAGUGAUCAAGGAAUUCUUAACUGUGAGUCAGCCACAUUGCGAAGUCAUUGCAAGAGUUCUAUUUCAAGUAUUCCGAUCCGCAAUUGAUUCGGCCUACUUGCCACUGUUACAAGAUUGGCUAUUGUGCUCGUUACCCAAUUUCGUGUCAUUUCCCACACAAAAAAUUAUGUGGUACCUGAUCAUAAUUUUCAUAUCGGCAUCAAUUAAUUUGAGUUUAAUCAAAAUAUUCCCACAAGUACUGGCUGAUUACGAUGCGAUUUUCAAUAGUUUGACCCGUGAUAAAUUGGACAAAAGGCCAGCUACAUCAUCACCAGCACUCGAACCGCUUCCAUUUCAACAUAAGGACGUUGCCAAUGAAUGCGUAGCAAUACGGCAACGUGCACUUUUUAAACUAGCCUGUAAAGAUUUUUAUGAUCGACUCAGUAGCGAACAGAAACAUUCUUUCCGUGAUAUAUUUUCAAAUUUACAAGAUCCAGAGAUCUACGAGAUGUUGAAAGAUUUAUAAAUUUUAUAUACCAUUGUAAUGUGUAAUUGCGCAAUAAAAUGCAAAUUAAUUAAAAAAAAAAAAAAAA
This is a messenger RNA of Sitodiplosis mosellana (orange wheat blossom midge), 9203 nucleotides long. Its product is annotated as huntingtin-like. Gene Ontology annotation, cellular component: cytoplasm; nucleus. The transcript has 28 exons. The coding region runs from base 161 to 9136 and encodes 2991 amino acids. Lineage: Eukaryota; Metazoa; Arthropoda; Insecta; Diptera; Cecidomyiidae. The record is from RefSeq and is a predicted model, not a curated record.